Messenger RNA from Vitrella brassicaformis, 3560 nucleotides. The record is from the annotation of a GenBank genome assembly. Lineage: Eukaryota; Vitrellaceae.
CAAACAAACAAAAGGCAAUAAUGGAGUACGAAGGAUCUCCGGCUGCAGCUGACGUAGAAAAGCCACCGCUUGCCAGUAGCGGUGCGUUGGAGGCCCCUGAGGAGCCGUCAGCAGCCGUCCACGCGGCCAGAGCAGAGGAAGAAGGAGAUGAUGAGCCUCCUCCGCCUGUCCGUGAGCCCUCACGCCCUUUCUCCCCUGCGUCGCCCAGCACGGCGUUCGCAACAAGGGAUAAGGACACGCUGAAGCCGAGGGUUCGUGGGAAGGGCCCGGAGAGACGGUCAUGAAUGUCACUUGCUGUCAAUGCUGUGUGUUGUUCUGCUGCAGCAUUUGAGGCCACCCAAGAAGCUGAGCAGCUCGAUUGCACGGUUGCUGCAUCCCUCUGCGGGAGAGCCGCGUCCCCUGUCUGUCAUGCCGAGAAAUGCUGCAGAGAGGUGAGUGACAGAAAUGCACAACCAUUCAUGGCCGGUUUGCUGGUAACCUGUCGACUUGGAUGUGUUCUGCAGCCUGGCGCCGCCGCAAGCAGUUGACAUGAUGGUCGUCAAGGCCUUUGUUCAUCGGCUGGAUGGGUAAAGUGAGCGGGCAAUGAGUUUGGUUGUCACACACGAAGAAGGCUUACGUGUCUGUUUCCUUGCUUGGGGCAGAGAUCUGGACGGGCGGGUGGAGGAGCAUGGAAUAAAUGCGCUUUGUCGGAAGGCACACCUAACUUACACACCGUACGACGGACGGAAGGCGACACGGACAUGGCGGACAGACAAGCGAAGUGUGUUUGUACUGCUGUCUCAGGCAGUUGGUCGCCGACAUGUUCCAAGACAUUCGAACAAGGAGAAACGAAUGCCAACAGUGCGUAACUACUGAAACACCAAAGCACAAGCGUCCCAUAUGCCUUGCCGGCCCUUGUCUCUCCUAUAGACACAUUCCGAGCAUCACGGCAGAUGAAAUCGGCGGCGCAAUGCGGGGGCGCAAGAAAUGGAGCUUCGCCUUCCACCUCCAGAUGUCUCUCGCCCCACCCCAUCCCCAGCUGUCCUUCGAGCAAGCACCGACAGUGCAACGACUGCUCACCCUCGCAGACAUUCACGAUCUUGUCAAGGCAAUCAGGGCGCAUAUGAGCGUCCCCGAGCCCCCUUGUAUCGACCAGCACAGAGACUCUGCGUCUGAAAAAGAGCUGCGGUUGACCAUGGCAGCGAUGCAGAAGUGGUUCGGUGGGUUGAGCUCUGACCGGCGUCUUCUGGACGUGCCCGCGGUUCAGGAGAUCCUGGGGAGACAGGUGCUGCGGCAGAUUGGCAGGGGGGGGAUGGUGGAGACAAGGCAGAUGCUGGAAAAGGCUCUCAUGCCGACCGAGGGUGCGAAGGACUCACCAGCGAGUGCAUGGAGUGUGUCGAUAGCUCUCGAAGGACCGAAGCGGGUCUAUGCCUAUCCACUGCCCAAGUACUGCCAGCAGUGGGUCAAGGUCAGACAAGGAAAGGCACGUGGACAAAGGGAAUGGCAAUGCAGUGUCGACUGCCCUUGCCUUUUGCAGAUCUUUGGGGCGCUUCAGAUGAAUCCAUUGCAGAGGCUUGUGGUGCACGAGACACCGGAGCAGAUCACCGCACAGAGCGAUCGGAUGCAGCCGUUCGUCAUGUCUGCGAGGUGAGACACUCUCACGAACGACCACACACGACCGUCCGCACACAAACAUCCUUUUCCCCCUUCACAGGAACAUAGCCGUGGUUCCAAAAGGCUCUCCCGGCGCCACCAAGACACGCGCCCCCCGUAAGAGCCCCUUCACGCUCUCUGCCCCAUCGGCGCGGCCACACGACUUUUACCCGAUCCAUCAAGACUUCAUUCGCACAGAAGAGCUGCCAACAGAGGCCGCAAGAAAAAGGACGAGGUUCGAGGGUGAUGAGAACGAAUCGCUUGUCAACAGCACGCUGCGGGGGAAUGAGCGGGAGGGAGAGCGAGAGGCAGCGGCACAAUUGAGGUGCACUUUCUCUCCGAGGGAGACAUUUCAGAGCGGGUGCUUGCGGAAACAGGAGCGGCAAUCAGGUCAGACAGGGGAGGGACCAGUCGUUGCUUGGAUGAAUGCCGUGUGAUGGUGUGUGUGUGUGUGUGUGUAUCUUGUGUGGUCAGAUGAGAGCAAGCACCUAGCGAUGCAGCUUGAUGCGGUGGAGACGUUGCGGCGAGAGCUGAUGUGUGAGGGGGCGACAGGCAGGAUGAACACCAGAGGCCCGUCCAAAGUCAACUCGUGCUCUACCGUCGGUCGCAAUGACCCUACAGAUCUUUCCUGUGUGGUUGAUUUACUCUGGUUUGUUCAUUGUCAGCAUGAGGACUACCCGUGCCUCAGCAGCGACACGCCAUACGGCGGCAUCGAGCAGCCGUUGCGACCCUCACAGAAGCUCACAUUCACGAACACACAGUCACGCCAAGAGGUAAAUGAGACAGUGAGGCACAGACGUCACAGUGUCCUGUCUGUGUCGCCAGCUGAUUCGGGGACUGUGCCGUGCUGCAUUGGAUCUGCACAAGCCGCCACGGACAAUAUUCGAUCCGCCAGAGACCACUGCCACGCAGUCGCGCACAGCAGAGAGGUAUGUGGCACUGAGACGUCAUGCGGCUUGAGCCACUCGUCGGUGGAUGGUGCGACAUGGUGCGAAUGCAGAGACUCGGAGAAGUUUGGUCGCUCGUCGUUCGACACCAAGGCAAGUCAUCCACGCCGCCGCUUCUUUUAACCCUGACGCUUGAUGUCUCCGCUGCGGCGCUGCUUGCCUUCCUCUGCUGUCGUCAGGUGGUGCCAGUGUCUUCCAGGGAGCGUCACUUCCUGCAGCAGCUGGACAAGCGGCCCAUCUACUUCUAUGACGACCUAGCCACCAAACAAUGCGACGCUGAGAGACUUCACGUAUAUACGAACGUCAAACGAGUCACACUUCUUACUGUGGAUGGAUGCCACACAUCGAUAUCUAUCGAUGUCCCUUCUUUCUUUCACUUUGCCAACAGGCUCCCCAUGGCAAGGCCGCGUUCAAACAAAGCCUGCCGAGAGCAGAGAAACCUGACAAAUAUCACGUAGUGACACACCUGAAGCAAAGGACCCAUUUGCAUGUGUGACCUUUGUGUGAUCGAUGCGGUUGGUGACCGACUGAUCACAGAGUUUUGCUUCCACCGAGCUGUUCCGCGACCACAUGUCUCUCGGAGGGCCGCCGGCCUACCCUUUCAGGCAAGCGGAGGACGGCCAUGCCUCUGUGUCUGAGAAGGAGUUUCAGGUCUACUCACGGCCACUGGGUGGGCCAAACAAGACAGACGUGGUGUGUGGGGAUUGUCAGAUUUGUGUCUGUUUGUGUCUGUUAGGCCCCCACGUGCUUGACCGCCGUCUGCCGCUGGCGCCUCUACUUUGCUGACAUGCAUGGGGAGGGGAGGGGGUUGGUGUCGCUGCACUGUCUCUUGUCACGUCACGCACACGUACUCACUGCGAUAAAUAGUCACUCUCGUCCUCAUCGGGAUGUUGCUGUUGACGCCUCACAGCCGAGCCCAGCUGGCUGGACAACAGCUCUGGUGGCGCACGUGACAGGCGAUAUGCCAUCAAGACAUCAACA